CGCAAGAGCUGCGAGCGACGCGCGUGGUCGAGGUCUUUAGCAGGCAGCUGAGCGCAGGUCGAAACCCCGCAGGUUCUGCAUACAAAGGGGGAUGCUGCACACCUCUGCACAGCUGCAGCCUCUGAGUGAUGCGGGUUCCAAAUGCAAGGUCAGCUUAUCGGCCGCGUUCCCGCAAGAAUGCAGUAUGCUGUAUACGGGGCUUCCAGAAGCUUGCUAGCCCCGCCUGGAUGCUGUGCUACUCACCAGUCUCGGUCUUUUUGGCCAUCACUGUGCUCUUGAAAGGGCUCGAGGUCAGACCAACGCCGAUCAGAUUCGCUUUAGGAACGGGAUCGCAGUGGGGGCUUAGGAGAACUGUUGUGUCAGCUCAGCCUCUGCGUGGUCAAAGGAGGGACUCGAAGCUUCGUCCAUCCAUGAGCUCCACCGAUUCGGCGCGAUGUGCUGGCCUUGAGGAGGGCUUGUAUGCGUAGCAAAGGGAGGUAGCGAAGGCUGUGCGAGCUGGUGUGUCCGACAGCGGCGGCGAGAGCGUGCGAAGAAGCAGCCCAGUAAACCCUGUGGGCAUCAAAGGGUCUGCGAUCUGAUUAAGCAAGGUGCUCACUAAGAGUGCGAACCCAUGGCCACCUCAUCGCAAUUAGGGAAGACUAUCGAGAGCGGAUGCGCAUGUGUGG
Ceraceosorus guamensis is the source of this 665-nucleotide messenger RNA. RefSeq lists its product as hypothetical. NCBI's taxonomy places the organism in Eukaryota, Fungi, Basidiomycota, Exobasidiomycetes, Ceraceosorales, Ceraceosoraceae. Bases 129 to 467 code for a protein of 112 amino acids. The record is from RefSeq and is a predicted model, not a curated record. The transcript has a single exon.